Molecule: messenger RNA, 7495 nt
Organism: Solea senegalensis (Senegalese sole)
Lineage: Eukaryota; Metazoa; Chordata; Actinopteri; Pleuronectiformes; Soleidae
Gene: mypn
Product: myopalladin
Exons: 21
Coding region: 196-5763 (1855 amino acids)
Molecular function (GO): protein kinase activity
Source: RefSeq, a predicted model, not a curated record
ACCCUAGCUACUCGGCUCCAUAUUUUCCUGUAAAGUCCAAGGUUAACUCUAACCAGGAAGGCUGGGCAGCUGCUGGCGUCCAAGAUUUCCCCAGGUGGCAGCAACUGGAAGAAAGGAAUCUCCCUCUUUAAGCACAGGUGCAGUCUGAGGAUUUACCAGUCCUUCACUGAGGGCCAGCUGCGUUUAUUCUGAAGCAUGCAAGAGAACACUGACCAGCCACCGUCGCUGUCCCAACUCCUGAGAGAGAGCUACCUGGCAGAGGCCAGAGCUCAGCAGCGCCACAGCGAGAUGAGCCGCUCUGACGCUUCGUCCACACGACUUCACAUCUAUGGCUCGCUCAAAAGCAGGUCUGAGGACUCUGUGGGCCAUAAUGACCCCCAACUGCCAGACCUCUCGGCGUUCCUCAGCCAGGAGGAGCUGGAUGAGAGUGUGAACCUGGCUCGCCAGGCCAUCGGACAUGAGCAGCAUGAGGGGAGGGCAGAGGUCAAGGCCUCUGUUACACCAUUGACCCCAUCCAACAUCUCGUCAGUCUCAGUUUCUUCCACUCCAACAUCUUCUCUUCCCUUCAUGAACCCCUCUCCUGCUCCCUUUUCUGCCCCCUCCACUGUGGCUGCCUUCACAAAGCCAAGCCCAGAGCUCAAAGAAAAGCAGGCAACACACACAGCAGUCAUACCAGACAGAAAGAUGCUUAAAGACACCACACGACAGGACAACAUGAUCAGCAACAGCACAGACUCCAGUGAAGGAUUCAAUGACUUUAACAGGUCAGACAGGAACCCCCCGUUCGGUCUGGAGACCCAGUCCAAGAAGGAGUUUCUCAACAAGGCAGCAGACUUCAUUGAGGAGCUCUCAUCUCUAUUCAAGGCCAACAGCUCGAAACGUGUUCGACCCAGAUCAUGCAAAGCUCACAGGAGUAGAGUCCAGAACAAAACUCAGAUGGACGGGAUGGCUCUUCCCCUCAGCUCUGACAACAGAGAGCGUUCUGUCCUUCCCAUGGAAGUGGAGGAAGAGGAAAGACACAGCGUUUCUGCUAGCCACCAACCAGAGGUCCAACUGGACUCUGGGACUGGGCAUGUGGAGCUUCAGGACGGUAGGAUUACAGAGGAGCAGAAGUACAACCGUGUUUCUCGGGAGGUGCAGGAGGAGACUGAAAGCUGUGCCUUGACAGACACUCCCUACCUGACAGAGUCUGCGUGUGAGCCUCCUCAUUUCAUCCAGAAACUGAAAAGCAGGGAGGUUUCAGAGGGAAGCAAGGUUCAGCUCGACUGCAUCGUGAGGGGACUCCCUACACCUGAAGUCCGGUGGUUUUGUGAGGGCAAAGAGUUGGAGAACAGCCCUGACAUUCAGAUCAUCACCAACGGAGAGCUGCACUCUCUGAUCAUCACUGACGCUUUUGAGGAGGACACUGGACGCUACUCUUGCUUUGCAUCAAAUUUUUAUGGCACUGACUCCACGUCAGCUGAGAUCUACGUCGAAGGUGGUGCUUCCUCUUCAGACUCCGAGGGAGAGCAGCACUCAGAACAUGUAGCCCAGCUGCAGGGGAAAAGCCAAAAUUCAGCUCCAACUUUAUCUCCAUUUUCAAACCAUAGCUGCUCAGAAGAGGAGGAAGAGAUUCUGUCAACCCAAACUGCAGGAGCCACAGAGGAACCGACAGAGGAGCUCUCCUCACCUUCAACUCAUCAACCCCUUCUACUGGUCCAGACAACAACCUCUGUGCUCUCUGUCCCAGAGCUCUCCAAACCAUCACUGGUGCCAUCCGCAGCACAGCCUGCUCAGGAGGACGCAACACUAUUUCAUUCUUUGCCCCAAGACGAUACAGAAAUUUCAGAAGCUGUGGAAGCAUCAGCAUCUGCUCCAGUCACAUCCACAUCCCUGCACACAGAUACAGCCACAGCCUCACCUCUGCCCUUUAACCCUGUGGUUUCAUCUGUGCUGUCUGUCCAUGCAACUCCGACACGAACACAAGAACCUGAGAGUCGAUCCUCCAACCACAAUUACCUACAAGGAUUAAAGGAGGAACCUAUAAUGGCAGCCCCUUUGUUCACAAAGAACCUGCACGACCUCUUUGUGUCAGAGGGCCAGCUGGUGGUGCUAGAGUGCCGCGUAAAAGGCGCACCAUCACCUCGAGUGGACUGGUACAGAGAGGGGAAAACCAUUGAGGACUGUCCUGAAUUCAGGAUCCUGCAGAAAAAACCGAGAUCUCCAGCUGAAUCAGAGGAAAUAUGCACUUUGGUCAUCGCUGAGGUUCUUCCCGAAGAUUCUGGGAUGUUUACUUGUACAGCAAGCAACAGCUGUGGAACCGUGUCCAGCUCUGCAGCACUGAGGGUCAGAGGCAGUGGCAGAAACAACAACCACACAAGGCCUGAGUCCAGUCAAAUCCAAGAGACUUUCACAUCAACUCCUGAUGUAAACCCACAAACAGAAGUUACUGUGACCAACAACAUCAAGCCUCGCUCUAGCACCAUUCGUCUCGACCCACUCGUCUCUAACACUUUACGCCUGGACCCUUUAAACACCAGCACCCUUCGUCUGGAUCCCCACAGCUCCAGCAUGCUGCGACAGGACCACCUUCACACCAGCUUAUCUGGUCUGGAACCUUCCAGCCUGAGCAGCAGCAUCAGCAGCAGCUCCUACCUCAACUCUCACAGCACCAGCACCCCAAAUUUAGACCCUCUCCACCUCUGCCAGGACAGUCGGAGCAGUGGACCAUGGAGCAGCCCACAGGUGCUCUCAAACGCAAAAGUUGCCAAUGCUCUAUCUGCAAAUGAGGCCUCACCUGAGCAAGGAGUUCCCAGACCUGUGGCAACAUCAUCUGACACAAGUCCUAAAGUUAAGGGGGCUCCAAACCAUCAGAACGGGAGCCCCGUUGUUGUACCCCUCCCUGAUCCUCCUCCUAACUCCUGCCUCAAGACAGGUACCCUGACAAAUCAUAAAGACUCACGCUCCAGCUCCAGAGUCGGUCUGCGUGUGCACUUUAAACUGCCCGAGGAUGAGGAGGAUGAACAAAGUGACACAUCCACUCAGUGUGAUGAAGAUAUGACUCAGGGUUCAGCCAACAAAGAACCACCACCAGUGCUGGCCAAACCCAAACUGGACCCUGCACAGCUCCAGAUUCUCCACAACCAAGUCCUCAUGGAGCAGCAGCAGCUAGAGACUGAACCUCAGACCCAAACCCAAACCCAAACCCAGCCUCCGUCUCAACCCUCAUUCCAGACCCAGACCCGUCCUGAGACCCAGAGCUCCCAUGAGGGUCUGCUCUGGUCACCCAGAGUGUUGCGUGAAACCCAUCCACCACCUUUCCAGCCCCACCUUCCCACUACAAGUCCCCCUCAGCAAACACCCUAUGCUGCUCCUCCCUUUACCACCACCCCACAUACAUCCACACUGAGCUCUGCUCCAACAUUCAACACCACAUUUUCACCUCAUCACAACACUUCUGCUGCUCCCCCUUCAACCGCAAACUCACAGACUCCCUCACUGACCUUUGCUCCGUCUUUUAGCACCACCUUUUCACCUCCACUCAACACUGUUCCUACUUUCAGCUCUGCCCCUCCCUUUAUUCCCCAGCUAAAUACCUCCCCACUGGUGACCUCGCGUCCACCUGCCCCACAGCUGAACACAGCUCCUCCUCUCAGUACAGCCACUAAAACCCAGACAAACACCAUCCAUGCCUCCCACCUCAACCUGUCUCCUCUUGCUAAAACUGCACCACCUCCUCAGUUCUCCUCUCCUCCUGCACCAAAACUUAUCACGGUCCACACAGAAUCAACCUCGGCCACAGAGCAGAUCACCUCUCCUGCACCUCUGCUGAGAAGCACCCACGCCUCCCUCAUGAACCUCACAGCCACCUCCUACACCUUCAACUACACCCGGCCCAGAGAGUUCAUAGCAGCUCAAACCUUCUCACCGGUUAGGAGUCCUUCCCCAACUGAAUCCCCGGUGCCCCUCCUCCAAGAGCUGGCUGCUGAGCUUAACUCCUCUGCAGCCAGCUCCCCUACUCUCCCACCAUUUUCACCUCCACCCAGGAUCCUCCCCACAAGGGUGCUACAGUCUCCUACAAGCCCUCCUUCACUUGUGUCCUCACCCACACCAGGGUCAGCGCAGUUCCUGAACAGCACGUUUGCCAUACGAGCCCAGUCGCCUCCACAGGCUUCAUCUCCCACCUCCAGCAGCUCCACCCCCAGCCCCAUUCAAAACCCAGUGGCCUUCCUGAGCUCUGUGCUGCCGUCUCUGAUGCUGAGUCAUCCCACAAACUCCAUGGGUUUGCCGAAGGGAGCUCCAUCAGGGUUACAAAAGAAGGCCCCCAAGGUGCGACUCCCAUCAGCUGAGGACAUUCGAGGGAGCAGAGAAAUUCUCCUCCACGACAUCGAGAGAAAGCUUCGAGUUAAUGACAACACUCCACAGUUUGCACAUCAACAGAAGCUGAAUUAUGAGGGGAAAACAGCGAGCAGACCCCUUGGACCAAACAUUCCUGCUACUGUCUUUAACUAUGAUGAGGAGUACAAAGUGUCCAAUUUUGAGCAGAGGCUAAUGAGCGAGAUAGAAUUUCGUUUGGAGAGAACACCAGUGGAGGAGUCGGAUGACGAGGUGCAGCACGACGACAUCCCCUCAGGAAGAUGCAUCGCGCCCAUAUUUGAUAAGAAACUGAAGAACUACAAGGCCGUGGAAGGCGUGCCUGUCACUUUCACAUGUAAAGUCGUGGGAAUCCCUCUUCCAAAGGUUUACUGGUUCAAGGAUGGCAAGCAGAUCUUGAGGAAGAACAUCCAUUACAAGAAGAUCAGAGAAGGGGACGGGACCUGUGCUCUACACAUAGAGUCUACAACCAGUGAUGAUGAUGGCAACUACACCAUCAUGGCAGCUAAUCCACAGGGACGAAUUAGCUGCUCCGGUCAUUUGAUUGUCCAGACAGGACCGCCCCGAAAUCGACUGACACCUAUUCACUCUCAGAGGGUGCGAGCUCGCAUUCAGCAAGUUGAGAGUGAGCAAACAGAGGAGCGCUUUUUCCAACCUCACUUCCUCCAGGCUCCAGGAGACAUGAUGGCUCACGAGGGAAGACUGUGCAGACUAGACUGUAAGGUCAGUGGACUUCCAAAUCCAGAGCUCAUGUGGUUGGUCAACGGGAGGCCAAUCUAUCCAGACCUUUACCACAAGUUGCUGGUGCGGGAGAAUGGCAUCCAUUCCCUUGUCAUCGACCCUCUGACGCAGAGAGACGGCGGCACGUACACCUGCAUCGCAAGCAACAAAGCAGGACAGAGCUCCUUUAGUCUAGAGUUGAAAGUUGUGGAGAAAGAGACGAAGCAUCCUCCCCAGUUUGUGGAGAAGCUGCAGAACAUGGGUAUUCCUGAGGGGACUCCGGUCAGGCUGGAGUGUCGGGUGGUGGGUAUGCCCCAUCCUGUCAUCUUCUGGAAGAAAGACAAUGACACCAUUCCUAAAACUAAGGACAGGAUUAGCAUGACCCAGGAUGCCACAGGAUACGUGUGUCUCCUCAUCCAACCAACAACAAAAGACGAUGCAGGCUGGUACACAGUGGCAGCAAAAAAUGAGGCUGGAAUUGUGUCUUGCACCUGCAGACUUGAUAUCUAUGCGCAGUGGCAUCAGAGCAUCCCUGCACCCAUGAAGAAAGCUCCACGCACGGGCAGCCGCUAUGCCGCUCUGACUGGACAGGGGCUUGACAUCAAAUCCGCUUUCCCCACAUCCGAGACGAACCCCAUCCUGUUCUCCAGCUCACCUCCCGAAGCCAUGUUGGAGAGUGAGGAGCUGUGAGCCGUCUGCAAACGCUCCAGCACGCUGACUCUGAGGUUCUCCCAGCAGGACGCGGUGUGUCUCUCUGAGGUCACAACAGUGGACGACAAGGAGGCGAAUGACUAUCUAUGCAGAUUGUCGUGUGAUACAUACAGUAUGAAGUGAUGCAUUCAGAGUAGAAUGGCAGAGAGUGAUUGUGGGUUUGUCACCAUUCCUAUUUGUUAGAGUCACAUGCAGGAAAAUGACAGAUUUUUUUUCCAAGUCUUAGCUCACGAGCCAUCAGUGGAGUUGAAUACUGUUCUCUGACAGGUUUGAAUGAUUCACAUUUGUUUUCUACAUUAUAUUUACAUAACUACAGUGAGGUGAGGUUGCUGCUGAAUGUUGCUCAUAACAUUUGUUCUUAAUAGUUAGUCCUGUUCUCUACGUGGAAGUAAAACCCACUCUUUUUUUUAUUGCAAAGUACAGACACACUGGCUUCAGAUCCCUUUCACUUUUUUUUUCUUGCACAUUUUGUUUUGUGGUAACACAAAGAAAACACAUGUUUAGAGAGUUAAUUCAUUCCACUUUGUCCUCCACAUGAAGGUCACAGGGAGCUGGAAUCAAUCCCAGCUGACAUACUGUAGGGUGAACGGUGAGGUACAUCGUGGACGGGUCACCAGUCCAUUGCAGGGCAAACAUAAACCAUUCACAUUCACACUUUACACUCGAUUUAGAGUCUUAUUAACCUCUGCAUGUUUUUGGACCCGGAGAAAACUCACAUUCACACAGGGAAAACCUAACAGAAAGGCCCAAACUGGCAACCUUCUUGCUGUAAGGUAACAGUGCUCAAUUCAGAUCCAAGACACUUCAGAAUCAGAAUCACUGUGACCACCUAAGACAAAUACUUCAUAUUUGUGAUAAAUAUAAAUCACCACUGUCUCAAAUUCUCAUUCUCCUGAUCCUGAUCCUGACCAGUUGUUCUGUCUUUCAAACCAGAUGAUGUUAGCCAGCUGAUAAACAGCGUCUGCUGUUCUCCUCCUCAAACAUAUUAGACGGUUUGUCUCAACAGACGAGAUUUUUUUUUUCUUCACAGCCUCCUGCUGCUGGAGCAUAAAUGCCUGCUAAAUAAUGUGUUGCUGCAGAGAGCUGCAAAAUUAAGGGGUGUAAAAUCUCUCUGAAGCUACUGUACCUGUACUGGUAGCUCUAGUUUCUUUAUUGUUUAUAUAUAAAGUAGUCAUAAGUUAUUGUUAAUAAUCAAAAAUAGUGUAUUAAGACAUUUAAAGGUGCCAUUUAAAUCAGUUCAGAGGAUUAUUUGUAUGUCACAGUUUUGCACCACGUUUUUUAUGUGCAUGCAUGCCGACAGCUGAUGAAGAUGCAAUAUUGUAUAAAAAAAAACACUGCAUCUGCUCACAGCCAUAGUUAUUAUAUUCUCCUAGAAGAGUUAGUUAAAGUCAUGGUUUGUAGUUAAAACACUGAAACACUUUAUUUUAUUUUAUUGCUUCCAGGUGAAUUUAACUUUGUAUUGACAAAGAUUGAUCUUUAAAUGAGUGAGAUUAGACGAAAAACUACUGAAACAAUUUGGAAUUAGACAAAUCUACACGUUAGAGGUUUUUCCUAGAGAGGUUUUUAUAGAGCAAUACAAGACUGUGAUUUGAUCAAUUGAAGUGUCAAGUGUGAAAACAUACUGGAGGUUGAAAGUAGAUCUCAGCUGACAGAGAGUUGCACAUUGUAAAAUAGUUUUGUCCUUCUCAGAAUAAAGUUAUAUUUAUUAAAA